Corythoichthys intestinalis (scribbled pipefish) is the source of this 6536-nucleotide messenger RNA. RefSeq names its product transmembrane protein 132D-like. Bases 159 to 3728 code for a protein of 1189 amino acids. The transcript has 12 exons. NCBI's taxonomy places the organism in Eukaryota, Metazoa, Chordata, Actinopteri, Syngnathiformes, Syngnathidae. The record is from RefSeq and is a predicted model, not a curated record.
GUCGUUGGGGUCAUUGAUGUUCCUGCGGUUGCCUGGCCUGUAUUCCUUUGUAAACUCUGCUGGAGGUGUCGACUCAACGCCCGUUUAUCAAACGCUCUUCCUCCACCCACGUGGCCACCGUUAAUCUGACACACUGCACAUGUUGACUGAUUUCGGCCAUGGGAACAGUCCUGCCUGACGCUGUGCUGCCGUGCCAGCUGAGGGAUUCUUGUGACAAGAUGCUCAACUUUCCCCUCCGUUUCAUUUCUCCAUUGGUGACAGUUGCUGUGCUUACUGCUGUAACAAAGGAUGUUGAAAGCCAGCAGAUUCCAAAAGAUACUGAGACUUUCACCCCACGACCUGUUUAUCCUGCUGUCAGAUUUCAGGUCCUAAAUGUUGAUCAUGUGGUAUUGAGGCAAGACAGUCCUGGGCAACAAGGGAACUCCAGCCUGAAGGCUCACACACAGACUUUCCUUGUCACAGAUCCAGGUGCAGGUCUACUCCAGCCAGCUCUCAAUGCCUCAUAUGGUCCCCUGAAGGUAGACGCCCCCAUUCCACUAGAGUUACUGCUCGCUGGACGCAGGAUUGUACCGGUUAUUUUAGGCCGACAAGUGCGUUCCUCAUCCCCGGUCGUCAAGAUCCUCUUCCACAUGCCUGACGAAGGUGAUGGAGCUCAGGAAAAGCUAGAGAAUAGAGCUCAUUGUGUGACAGCUUACGCCUUCUGGGGGACGAGGGAAGUCCGUGGUGCAUGUUUGGUAUCACCGGGUCGAUUCUGUGUGGCGCAACUAAAGCCUGAACCAGCUUGGUUCAGCUCAUCCAUUCGACCUGGCAGCUCAAGCAAAGAGACGGGACGAAACGAUGCCACAAAACAGGGCAAUGUUGUGGAGGUCUACUUCCAGAGUCGGAUAGACCAGACAGGCCAAUGUACACCACAGGACAGCCUGCAACGAGUAGGAGUAGGGAGAGCAGGAGUCCAGGAAGGGUCGGGGACACCCUUGAGGAGGAUAGGAACCGUUAACCUGCUUAAAGCUCCAGCUGGGAAUACAACCAUUUUUCGUCUAAGGCUAGGGGGUGCUAUGGUCAUCCAGGCUUCCUCUAAGCCCCUCAAGAUGAAUGAUGUUGUGACUUUUAAUGUCUUGCUAUCAAGUACCUCUACCUUGGACAGUUUCACACUUAGGGCGACAGUCAAGCCAGGAUUGUCAUUCAGUGGUGUGCGGCCUAGCGAUCCGACGCUAUGGGACGUCAAGACAGAGCCAGGGAAAGUCGGCAUCGCCAACACAGUCUCGGUUUUUUGCCAGAGAAAGGUUACAGUCACAGCAAAAAGGGGUCUUGUAGAAGUUCUCCAAUUGGACUUUGUGCCAAAGGACAUCUCUGAGCUGGUUGAGACUCACACAAUUUCCUGGAGACUGGAUCAGCCAGGGAACGUCAGGGAUGUGGGCCAGAUGCGGAUCUACACCACCCAGAGAGACUAUGUGGGACUGGCUCCUUUGGUGAUGAGUAGCGAUAUGCUUAAUACAGCUAUCCUAACAGGCAAAGUGGUCAAAGUGCCUGUGAAAGCUUUGGCUGUAGAGGCCAACGGCUCCACAAAUGACGUGAGCAGCCUAACCAGCUGCAGGUCUACGGACAAAGAGGUGAUCAAGGUGUCUGAGCGUUGCGACUACGUGUUCGUCACGGGCAAGGAGUCGAGAGGGAAGAGCCGAGUGGUGAUCAACUUCACUUACGGUUUUUUGAGUGCCCAGCUGGAGAUGAGCGUGUGGGUGCCCCGCCUGCCGCUGCGCAUUGACGUGGCAGACUCUGAGCUCAACCAAAUCAAGGGAUGGAGAGUCCCUAUUAACCCCAGCAACCGAAAACCCACUUGGAAUAGUGAAGAGGAGGAAGAGAUGCGUAAAGGCAGGGGUUGCAUGCUGCAGUAUCAGCACUCCACCCUGAGGGUACUCACACACUUUGAGGCCGACUCAGAUUUGGUACCAGACUUGUUGACUGGAGCAAAGACGCUUGAUUAUUUCCUGGGUCCUGAUUGGCAGGUCGACGUGACCAAUCUAGUGCGCUAUUCACUAAAAGUGGCAGACCCAGACGUGGCCAGGAUUCAGGAUGGAGAUGUGCUGCAGGGGCGAGCUGUUGGCACCACUACUAUUCAGGUAAUCUCCCCACUCACAUCAUCAGUCCUCGCUGAGAAGGCCAUCACAGUAGUGGAUGAAAAAGUAAGCGUGACGGAACUCGGGGUAAAGUUGGUGUCUGGACUCUCACUGUCCCUGCAGCCAUGCCCAGGGAGCAACAGUGCCGUUGUUGCCUUGGCAACUAUACGUGAGACGAUCACACAGCUCAAACAGGAAGCUACCGUCAGUUGCUGGGUCCAAUUCAGCGAUGGCGCUGUCGUCCCACUGGAAAUCUUCGACCGCAGUAUCUACUCCUUAACAAUCUCCACUCUGGACGAGACCAUGGCAACUGUACGCCGCACGCCGCAGUCCGUGUUUGUGGUGGCAAAAAAUGAAGGUGAGGGCCAGGGGGCCGUCGUCAAAGUGGAGCUAAGGAUAUGCGAGGAAUGCCAGAAGUCCAAGAGGAAGAGCAAGCUGGCGGUCGGUACGGGGCUUCUGCGGAUGAACUUCAAGGGCGGUGGAAGGGUUUUUGGAAGAACCGACGGACCUGGAAAAGAGAAAAAACAAGAUUAUAGUGGAGGUGGUUCAGAAAUAUCAGGAGAGGUUAAAACAACUGUCACAUCACAGCGAUUUGUCUCAGAUGAAAGAACAUUACCAGGAACUGACACCUCAACCAUACCGUUAGACAGAACUGUUGGAACACGCGUUGCUUGGAGAGGAACAACCAGCAAAAGUACACAAAGUUCUCAAUUCAUGGUCACUGGUACUUCCACUGUGAGUAUUGCAAGAUUCCCGGGCACUGUCAAACCAACAGAUAUGACACCUGGUGAUAAAGAAGGACAGAAGAGCGGCUUUGGCAACAUGCUUGACAAUCCAAAUUCACCCCCAAACAAAAGCAUUCGUAGAGCAGAUUUCUCUCCCAAGAAAGAGCCUCCUAAAGUUAUAUCCCCCAAAGUCAUUGAGGGUGACUUAAUUCGCACAUUUCGAUCCAUGUCCGACUUGGAAAUAGGCAUCUAUUCAUUAGUGGGGGUGUUGGUUAUAGCUAUCUUAGGAUUUUUGCUUAACUGCGCUUCAUAUAGGUUUUGUUUCCGUAAUCACAAGACCCCUAUACAAGCAGGACCGACUCAAAGUGGGGACCCAAAAAAUCAUAAGCAUGACUGGGUGUGGCUAGGGAGCAACAAUCAGCACCCUGCGUCUCAGGGUGCACCUACUCAAGUGUCAACACUGACCCGCCGUUCAGCCGACUCCAAGGGUCACCGCAGCACAGAGAGCCCUCUGCCUGCCGUGGGAGCAAGUGUCGUUGGCCUCCCUGAAAGAACUGCUACCUUGGGGCGCAGCAGAACAGGCUCCCAGCAGCAGAUACACAGAAAGGUCAUCGAUCCCAUGGUGAACCGUUCAGCCACCCUGCUGGCAAGGCCUCACCGCAAUGAGCCUCUCCACUCCCCCACUAGUAAAAGGAACCAGGUUCAGUUCACUACCUUUACUACAUUGGACAUCAAGCAUUUGGCUGCACUGAAAAAGAACGGCCAGGACUUUAACUGCAACAACCAACAACAGGUGCAGCUACAGCAGCAGAUGCCCCCGCCUGAGCCACAGAUACCAUUACCUGACAUGCCAUGGCCGGUUGUUAAACCCCUUGGAGAACCCCAGUAAGUUUUAGGGGCAUCCCGACUAAAACCGCAGAAAAAUGUACAGUAUUUAUCUAUCAUUCCAUUUUCCUCUUGCAAUGAGGGUUGAACUGAAGCCUACCCUCAGCUGACAAUGAACUGAAGUAAGACCUUGACCGAUCGGCAAUCAAUCCCAGAACAUAACCAUUCACACUCACACUGAUGGGGAGUUUAGACUCUAUGAACCUACCAUGCUUUUUUCUGAAAAGCUCAAGUACGUAUGUACUAACCCAUACAGGACGGAAAUAGCUUUUGUAGACAUGCUAACCAAUUACACACAGAAAUAUGCAAGUCUGUGAAUACAGAUGGUGCAUCAAUACAACACAACAGUCUCUAUACCUGCAAAAUGGGUAUGCAAAUACAGAAAAACUUAUUAUGGAACAUUUGUAUAGACAUUGCAGAUCAAUCAUGACAGAUUGAAUAUAGGAGAGCUUAUUUUUUUGUUGUUACUGUAUUUUUUGGAGUCUCCCCAGAACUCUCGUGGACCUUGUGCAAUUGGUCAGAGAGUAUGCAAUAUUUGUUAUGUUAAUUUUAGCAAUCUGUCACAGUAACAUCCAAGAAAUAUCUAUGGAAAUGAAAGUAUGUUAUGCAAAUAUAUUCUUUGCAGAGUUUUGUAAUUAAUUUUGGGAGAAGUUCCCCCCCUUUUUCCCUCUAGCGGUCUGAUGAUAUUGUAGGUAAUGGUUAUUGUCUAACCUUGUUGUCUCUAGAAAGAAAACAAUGCAUAUUUAACAGCUUUUAUAUGUACAUAUAAAUAUAUUCUGAUGACUUUUAUAUGUAGUCUCAUUAUUUUGAAUAAGAAUAGCAAAGUUAUGUGUGAUUCCUGGGAGAUCUUGCCAAUAAAUCGCAAAUAGAUAUACAGUUUUUGUUCUAAGUGACAUUUGGUUUCAUUCAGUCAUUCUUUUAAAAGCUUUUCCAUAGCGGAGUCAUUCACAUUAAUGCCACGUCGUGAAUGAUUUGGAUUAUUGGCUAAAGCUCUGCGAUGAAUCAGUAGGAUUUGAUUAUUUAAUUACUAUUGAAUGGGAUUUAAAGAUGAUGUCAUUAUUCAGUGGAAUGAACUUUGCCAAUAUUAAAUCUGUUGCAAUUUAAUGCUGCGUAGAGAAGAAUCGAGACCAGAGGAAAUAAUUAAAGGUGCUGCAUUUCAAGGGCUAUUAUUCAAUAAACCAUUGAUACCUCUUUUAUUCUCCACGGCUGCACUUCUCAGGUUGACAUCCCCAGAGCUUUGCUGCAUUUGCUAAAGAAAACCCACAUCAAGUGACAUUCUGCACAUUAGAAAUUGAGCGGAACAACAUGUGCUCUUCUUUAUACUCCACGGAGUGCUAGUUAUGAAAUUUUUUGCUCAAACAUCUAUAGGUAAAUGGUGUUUCAAAGCUUGUCUAUAUGUUUAAAUGCUGUGCAGUGUAUCACACAGCUGAACAACUAUGUAAGGGCAUACAUGGUCAAGCCUAAUAUGUUUUUAAAAAAAAAAGUCAAAAGAAGUUUUUACUAUUGUAAGUAUAUUUUGUUGCAAUUAUUUAAUUGUUGAAAUAAAAAUAUAUACUAUACAUCUAAAUACAUGUUGAAAUAUUUGUGUCAUUAUAUCAGAGGUUAACAACAAGAGCACAAACAGGCACGUAGAUGUAUACAAGUAAGGUUUAAGAAGAUUUUUGCUAUUUUCUUUUCUUGAUUGUCUAUAUCUCUUGAUUUGUUGCGCAUUUCCUGCACAGUGGUGCAAAUCAACCAUUUAUCGGACCAUGGACUUUGAAUUCAAUGGGCAAUAAUACAAUGUCACAAUUAUAUUUUAUGGUCCAAUGAAACCCAGUUUGAACCUAAUUUGUGAAUGUUUAACUUCCUGUAAUUUUUUAAAACACUGGUACUUAGGAGGGAAAAACCGUGGCUGCUCAUGUUCCUCAUAUCAAAACAACCACUGUAAAUACUGCAUGUUUUACAAAGUCAAGCAAGGUGGUUACAACAUAAAACAUGCAUUAAUGAUACUAUAAGCACAAAACCUUCAAGCUUUCACUGGAAAGCAAAAAAAUAACACAGAACUUUAUUUAGAUUGAAUUAGAGGCACUUUAAAUGGUGGCAGUUUUUAUGUGAUACAAUACCUGGCAUUCAAACAAUGUUGCAUAGAAUUUUUAAUCCCUGCAAUUUGCUAACGUCCCUGAAAUGCUCUUAGGUGAAUCCUGAUUCAUAUUCAAGGGUACUCUUUCUGUGGCAUCUAACUACCUUUCAUAAACAGUUCAAUAUAUAGAAAUCACAGUCAAGACAAGCAAAGUAUUUAAGUGAAAACAACAGAAGUUGAAUCUCAGUAUCAUCGCAGAAGCUUCUCUAAUCUGGAGCAUCAGCUCCCCUAUUGACAGAUUUAAGGGGAUUGGGGUCAUUGUGUUGCGGGAUUAGUGAUGCAUUACUGGGCCAUCUUUAUGGCAGUUUCAUGAUCAUACAGCCAAAGAGUCAUUGUACAUACAGUAUCUCUGGAGGCUUCUUUCACACACGGAAAAAUUCUGUUAGUUAAAAAACAAAAAUACAAUAAAAUCGAUUCGGGUACAUAUGGCUUUCAUUAUACAGUGGUACAUCUACAUGCACAUUUAAUUUGUUCCAGGACCUGGUUUGUAUGUCAAAAUGGUUGUAUGUCGUGCGUGAUUUCCCAUAAGAAUACAUUAUAAUGCCAUUAAUUCGUGAAACCUAUGCCAAAUCCAUAAUAAAUACUACAGGUACAAUUACAAAUAGCAAUUACACAUAGAUUACACAUAGCAAAAAAAUUGGAAAUUAUAAAUUCACAUCGGAAUAAUAAUAAAAAUAAAAAUGUAACGAAUUG